Molecule: messenger RNA, 504 nt
Organism: Prorocentrum cordatum
Lineage: Eukaryota; Dinophyceae; Prorocentrales; Prorocentraceae
Source: the annotation of a GenBank genome assembly
AUGCGUGACCAUGGCACAUUCUGUCUUUUCCUGCCGCUGAAGCUCGGUGUCGGCAUCGCAUGCAUGCUCGUCUUUGUCAGCUCGAUGGUUUCGAUACUGGCGCUGUUGUCCUCAGACAUUCGAUUUCGGGCAACAGGCUACAAUCAGACCGUAUAUUACUUUCCAGAGAUCGUGGGGGCAUUUGGCAUCGUCUUCGGCUUCGUGGGGCUUCUAGGCACAUAUGAUGACAAGUGGUACCAGCUCUGGUGGUUCAAUCGUUAUUUCGCUGUGAAGCUCGCAGCGAUAUGUGUGGCGGUGUUUGCAGACUUUGUCACGCUGCAGGGCUGCGAGGACUACGUGCGCCGCAACCCUCCCUACGUAAUCGACUUUGGCGGCGCAGAGUACGAUGCCCAGUCUAGGUGGGACUUCUACAAGGUCCGGGACCCGCGCAGGGACCGGCCGCUGGAGCCCCCCGCGGGCCUGGAGGAGGAGGACCCCUUCGUCCAGUACGGCGCGGUGCGGCAG